AAGGGGGUAUUGCGCAAUAUAAAAAGGGCAGAAAUUGGUGAAAUCGAGCCCGCUUCGUCUUCGUCUUCGUCUUCGUCUUCGUCCUCGGCACUGUCGUCUUAAUUUUGAAAAAGUAAUUGCAAUUUGCAAUAGUAGUAGUAACAGCGUGGGUCUGGUCUGGAAAUCAAAAGAAAAAAAUGGCCAACAGUAAUCUCCCCCGAAGAAUCAUCAAGGAAACUCAGCGUCUUCUAAGUGAACCAGCACCGGGAAUUAGUGCUUCUCCAUCAGAGGACAACAUGCGAUAUUUUAAUGUAAUGAUCCUCGGCCCAACACAGUCUCCAUACGAAGGAGGAGUUUUCAAGUUGGAACUAUUUUUGCCUGAAGAAUAUCCAAUGGCUGCUCCUAAGGUCCGAUUUCUCACCAAAAUAUAUCAUCCUAACAUUGACAAGCUUGGAAGGAUAUGCCUUGAUAUUCUGAAAGACAAAUGGAGUCCUGCUCUUCAAAUUCGAACUGUACUUUUGAGCAUUCAAGCUCUUCUGAGUGCUCCGAACCCUGAUGAUCCACUUUCUGAGAACAUUGCGAAGCAUUGGAAAACGAAUGAGGCUGAAGCUGUUGAAACAGCAAAGGAGUGGACCCGUUUAUAUGCAAGUGGUGCCUGAUGACAUGGUGGAAAGUUUUGCUUCCCCUGAAUAACAUUAAUGAAAUGUAUGCUAUUGACUGUCAAUUUUAAAUGGAAAUUUGGUACAACUGAUCUUUGAACAAUCGGAGUUUAAUAUUCUCAAAGCUUCCAGUUGCUGUCCGUUCAUUGUUUUCCUCUCAUGGAAGCCUUGUGAAACUUGUAUGAUAAAAUGGGCCAUUAAGUGGCAAACUAUUCUAUAUAUAAUAUUCAUGCCUGGUAGGUUUCUUUAGUCAAAAUUGUUUUUAAGUCAUUGUUAAAAGCUAGUUGCUUUGGCUUACCAGUUGGUACAAACUCAUCAGUAGUUUUGAAGUUGAUGCUCUCCAGUAUCCUCCAAUGGUACUUGAUAUUUUAUGUACACUGCUGUAGAUUUUAUUGAAGCCAUUGGCUUAUUAUGUCUGCUCUCUGAGAGGGGGAAAAAUAUUGUCAUUAAAAUUGUGUAAUAAGUGGAAGCUUCUUUUUUUGUUUUUUUGUUA
This is a messenger RNA of Quercus robur (English oak), 1131 nucleotides long. RefSeq names its product ubiquitin-conjugating enzyme E2 36. The record is from RefSeq and is a predicted model, not a curated record. Gene Ontology annotation, cellular component: nucleus. The coding region runs from base 177 to 638 and encodes 153 amino acids. The transcript has 8 exons. Gene Ontology annotation, biological process: protein K63-linked ubiquitination; DNA damage tolerance. Lineage: Eukaryota; Viridiplantae; Streptophyta; Magnoliopsida; Fagales; Fagaceae. Gene Ontology annotation, molecular function: ubiquitin conjugating enzyme activity.